This is a messenger RNA of Trichechus manatus latirostris (Florida manatee), 4304 nucleotides long. It is a transcript of the gene LUZP1, whose product is annotated as leucine zipper protein 1. Lineage: Eukaryota; Metazoa; Chordata; Mammalia; Sirenia; Trichechidae. The coding region runs from base 1075 to 4278 and encodes 1067 amino acids. The record is from RefSeq and is a predicted model, not a curated record. Gene Ontology annotation, biological process: neural fold bending. The transcript is spliced from 4 exons.
UAGCUGGAACAAAGUAGAAUUCAAAUAUUUGUUGAAUGUUUGCCUAGUUUAUUGUGUUUUCUUCUUCAAGCCGUGUGCUGUAGUAGUUUCAUUACAGAUUACAAGUAUAUUAAUUUAGUAACACUCAAAUUGAUUGACCCAGAUGGUCUGGGUUUGAAUUCCAGCUCUACCAUAUGAUAUUUCUUAGGCAAGUUAGGCAAGCGACUCUACCUCUCUAGACCUCAAGUUUACUCAUCUGAAAUAUGGGAUGAUAAUACCUACCGCAUAGUGUUGUUCUGAGAAAUAAAUGAGUUAGUCCGUGUAAAGGGCUUGGAAUGGAACAAAGUAAGCACACAGUAAAUGUUAGCUAUUAUUAGUAUAUCAUGCUUUUAACUUUUCCAAGUAUUAACAUUUCCUUCAAAUAACAUUUCUGUGAGAUAGGUAGGCAGGUCUAGGGUUUGCCAUGUUAAGUCUUGUUUUACAAAUGAGAAAACCAAGACCCAAAGAGAUGAGGAGGAACUUGUCUAAGGACAGCAGAACAAAAUUAAAUGGAAUAAAAUUUAAAAGAAUAUUUAACUCCACUCUGAAAGAUAAAGAAAUGGUUUGGGAUUAAUGUCUUAAUAGUCAUCUCUCUUGUAUAAGUAAGAAUAACUUGUGGUUUUUGGAAUGUGAGGGAAGUUCAUUCCUAGCUACUCAUUUCUUCUGGUCUUUCAUUCUCUUCCUGCUGUUAGAGAGGUGGUGGAAGGAUGUUGCUGCGUCAUUACUGUGUCCUAGUCUAGCCAUCUAGCAGGCUGAGAAACAAUAUUUGAACGAUAUUGGAUUUGCCGGGAACUGAGAAAACAGCUUACCUCUUCUACGUGGAAAAAAAGGUCAAGAGGCAGCUGCCAUUGAAAAGAUAGUGAUUGACUGUUUCCAAGAUAGCAAGCAUCAAGGGAGCAGCCUGAAGUAUUGACGGAAAGCUUAAGUUACCUAAAUGACUGAUAAUGGUCUCCAGUUGCCGAAGAAGGUUGUGGUUGCUAAGAGAAAGGUAACCAUUUCCCAUCCCCUUGAGUGGAAUCGGCUGCCUCUAGGAGCCCAUAUUGGCUGGCAGUAGACAUGGCUGAAUUUACAAGCUACAAGGAAACGGCCUCCAGCCGCCACCUGCGGUUUAAGUUACAGAGUCUAAGCCGGCGCCUUGAUGAGUUAGAGGAAGCCACAAAAAACCUUCAGAAAGCAGAAGAUGAGCUCCUGGAUCUCCAGGACAAAGUGAUUCAGGCAGAAGGCAGCAACUCCAGCAUGCUGGCUGAGAUUGAAGUGCUACGCCAGCGAGUGCUGAGAAUUGAGGGCAAAGAUGAAGAAAUUAAGAGAGCAGAGGAUCUGUGCCAGCUGAUGAAGGAGAAACUUGAAGAGGAGGAAAACCUCACCCGGGAGCUGAAAUCUGAGAUUGAGCGGCUUCAGAAGCGAAUGGCAGAACUGGAGAAGCUAGAGGAGGCCUUCAGCAGGAGUAAGAAUGACUGCACCCAGCUUUGUCUGAGCCUGAAUGAGGAGCGAAACCUGACCAAAAAAAUCUCCUCAGAGCUGGAAACGCUCAGGGUCAAAGUGAAAGAACUGGAAUCUUCCGAGGACCGCCUGGAUAAAACUGAGCAGAGCUUAGUGUCAGAGUUAGAAAAGCUGAAAUCAUUAACUCUGAGCUUCGUAAGUGAGAGAAAAUACUUGAAUGAAAAGGAGAAAGAAAACGAGAAAUUAAUAAAGGAGCUCACUCAGAAACUGGAGCAGAACAAAAAAAUGAACCGAGAUUAUACAAGGAAUGCUUCCAACGACCUGUUAAUUGAGGAUGGUAUCUCUUCCACACUGCCGUCCAAGGAGUCAAGAAGGAAGGGCACUCUGGACUAUCUGAAGCAGGUAGAGAAUGAAACAAGAAACAAAUCAGAAAAUGAAAAAAACCGAUAUCAGGAAGACAACAAAGUCAAAGAUCUUAACCAAGAGAUAGAGAAACUGAAAACUCAGGUCAAACACUUUGAAUCUUUGGAAGAAGAGCUUAAGAAAAUGAGGGCCAAAAAUAAUGACCUUCAGGAUAAUUACCUAAGUGAACAAAAUAAAAACAAACUCUUAGCUAGCCAGCUGGAGGAGGUAAAGCUACAAAUCAAGAAACAGAAAGAGUUAGAAAAUGGGGAAGUAGAAGGGAUAGAUACUUUCCUAUCCAGCAGAGGCAGGCACGAGAGGACUAAGUUUCGAGGCCUCGGAGGUGAGGCAUCUAUGUCCAAGCACACGUCCCGGGAACUGUCCCCUCAGCAUAAGUGGGAAAGGCAACGUGACAGGGCGUUUGCUCUAAGUAAUGGAAACCGCUCUCUGAGCAGCGGGCAGAUGUCCUCUCCCAGUUUCACCAACAGGAGGGCAGCCAAAACUUCCAACAUGGGGGCAGGUAUGGACAAUGGGACUCAGGAGACAAAAAGAACUGAAGACCGAUUUGCAUCUGGUUCCUCUCAGAGUGAAGGGAAGAAGUCCAGGGAGCAGCCCUCGGUGCUGAGCCGUUACCCUCCAGCUGCCCAGGAGCAUAAUAAAGUUUGGAAGGGAACUCCCAAGCCAGGCACUGAGAGUGGCUUCAAGGGAAAAGUAGAGAAGACAACAAGAACGUUUAGUGACACCACCCCUGGAUCCGUUCCCAAUGACACAGUGGGUAGAGCUGAUAAGGCUUCAGACACCUCUGAGGCCCUCUUUGGCAAGAAGGGGCAGGUACCUGGCAGUGGAAGUCAAAUAACGCAGGCUGCAGACUCUGGUAGUCCUAAGGCCACUGGAGUGCUGGCCUCGUCACGAAGAUCCUCCUCAGAAGGGCUGUCUAAGGGCAGAAAGUCUGCCAACAGCCAAGAGGCUGAUCCCAGUUCCCCAAACUCCAAGGCUCCUGUUUUAUCAAAGUAUCCUUAUAGCUCCAGAAGUCAAGAGAACAUCUUUCAGGGCUUUUCAACCCCAAAUAAAGACGGAGUUGACCAACCCAUAGCAGUUGUGAUGGAAGAUAGCAGUCACCAUGAAGCCCUGAGGUGUCUUGUGAUCAAAUCCAGUGGCAGAGAGAAAGCAGACUCAGAUGAUGACUUGGAUGUAGCAUCUCUCGUUACUGCCAAGUUGGUAAACACAACCAUCACUCCAGAGCCGGAGCCCAAACAACAGCCCAACUCUAGAGAAAAAGCCAAAUCCCGAGGGGGCCUCAGGAGCUCCCUGUUUGAGAAUGAUAAAUACGCUGGAACAGAAAGUGAGUCUGUGAAACCUGCCAGAGCCUCCCCCAGUGCUGCGGAGCCCCCAGAUGCCAAUGGUGCUGGAGUAAAGAGCCAGAGGCCCUUCAGUCCCAGAGAGGCCUUGAGGUCCAGAGCCGUCAUCAAACCCGUCAUCAUUGAUAAGGAUGUGAAAAAAAUGAUGGGGGGGUCAGGAACCGAGGCUGCGCCGGAGAAACAGAAAUCCACUUCCAAACCGGGGCCAAACAUAGUAACCAGCAGCAUUACUAUCUACCCCUCUGACAGCAGCAGCCCUAGAGCUGCCCCAGCUGAGGCCUUGAGGGAGAGGCACACGUCCACCAGCAACAUCCAGGUUGGGCCACCAGAGCUCGUGUCAGUCAGCAGCCACGUCAGCUCCCCCUUUGAGCUCUCCAUUCACAAACACGACAUCACCCUACAGCUCACGGAGACCGAAAGAAUGGGAGAAGGGCCCCUGAAGAGCAGGCCAGAAACAGUGGUGUCUCGGAGCAGCAUCAUCAUCAAGGCAUCGGAUCCUGUGGAGAGGAACAGCCACACACACCCCGCAGAGACAAUCAGGUGGAAAAGCCAUAAUGCCCCUUCAGAAGUGGGCUUCGCGGAUGCCAGACACAUUACUGUGCGGAACGCUUGGAAGAGUAGGCGAGACUUGAACUCUUUAGAUGACCUCCCAACUCGAAGAGGUAAAAAUGUGGAUUUGAUCAAUGCCUACACCCAGAGGUCUUCCACAGACUUCUCAGAACUUGAACAGCCCAGGUCGUACCUUUCUGAGCAGGGCAUCCGAAAGGGAGGAAAUUCAGGGGAUGGUCCAGAGCUGUCCUCCAGAAGGACCCAGAGCAACCUCACCGUCUCUGAGGUGCUCACCCGUCAGAAUCGGGCAGGAGACACUGUCACAGCAGCAGCCUGGAACCACUUAGCGGGCCUGGAGGACAGUGAAGACUGCACACUCAGUGUCUACAAGCGACUGCACAACUCCCUGGAACGGUCUGAAUUGCCUGCGGAGCAGGGGCUGCCAGAGCCUGGGCGGGUACGAGCCGAGGACCGGUUACGGCCACCCAGGCCCUGUGCUAAGGAAAACUGAGCCAGCUGGGUGAGGUCUGCUGUCUC